CAUUUAUUAAAUCAUCAAAAGUGCAACAUCAUUACAAAUAGCCUCAUGAAGCUCUGGAGGGUAUUCCUCUAGCCACACUCGGUCCUCAUUAAAACUAUUACUCAACAAAGCUAAGCUAUGAGUAGCGUCGUUCCCUAAUCUCUUGACAAAAGAGAAAAAGCAAGAAAGACACUCUCUAGACAUACAUAAGAUAUCCUUCACGACAUUCCCAAAGGCAUUAGGAGGCGCAUUAAACUAUUCCAUCACAUGAAGAAAGGAAAUUUCAACUUGCUACUCGUAGAACUCAAUAUUUUAAAAUUACUUAACCUUACCCGAUUUCAGCAAACCCGACCUGAGUAUGCAAAUUGUGACCUCUAUGGGCACUACGGAAUACCCCGUAACAAUUACGAAUAACAAACCAACUGUGGUUGCUUCAUCUACAUUCUCUCCUGCAAAGGGGACAUGAAGAAAUGAGAGCCUUCUCAAAUUUAGCUUCUAGGGCUUCUCCUGCGCUUAGAAACCUUACUCAAAAUCCCCCAAAUCAAUUGAAAACCUUCCAAAAACAAAACCCUUCAACUGUUACUUCAAAAUCCCAGCAAUUUGAAGCUCAAAAUUUGGGAGGUAAGUCUUCGCUCAAUCCUCGUUUUAACAAUUCUAGCUUUAGGUAUACUUCUGAACACAAAUUUCCCCCAAAUUCAAUUGAUCAUAAAACCCUAACUCAGAUUUUAUUGAGAAAAGAUUGGCAUUUGUUGCUAAACCAUGAAUUAAAGGCUGGGAGGGUGGUUUUAAUUCCACAAUCUGUGGUUAGUAUUUUGCACAAUCAUGAAAACCCAUUAAUUUCAAUUAGGUUUUAUAUAUGGGUUUUGAAUAUUAAUCCAUUAUUCCAAAAGAAUCAGCGAAUUCGCGGUGUUUUGGCUAAUAAUCUAUAUAGAAAAGGUCCGGUUUUGUUGAAUGCUGAGUUAGUUGAGGAUAUUAGGAGUUCUGGGUAUCAGAUUACUGAGGAUUUUGUGUGUAUUUUGAUUGGAAGUUGGGGUAGAUUAGGUUUAGCUAAGUAUUGUGUUGAGAUUUUUGGACAAAUUUCAUUUUUGGGUCUUAGUCCUACUACUAGGUUAUAUAAUGCUGUGCUUGAUGCUUUGAUAAAGUCGAAUUCGCUUGACUUGGCGUACUUUAAGUUUCAGCAGAUGACUGCUGAUUAUUGUAAACCGGAUAGGUUCACCUAUAAUAUCCUUAUUCAUGGGGUUUGCAAGGCCGGAGUUGUCGAUGAAGCUCUUCGGUUGGUUAAGCAGAUGACGAAUUUGGGUUAUGCACCUAAUGUGUUUACAUAUACCAUAUUAAUUGAUGGAUACUGUAAUGCUAAUAGGGUAAGUGAUGCCUUAAGGGUUCUGGAGACAAUGAGGGUUAGGAAAGUGCCUCCAAGUGAUGCUACAUAUAGGUCAUUGGUGCAUGGAGUGUUCUGUUGUCUUGGAAAAAACGAGGCAUUUAAUCUGUUAUCUGGAUUUGUUGAGCGAGAACCAAUUUUGCCUAAAGUACUUUGUGAUACUAUAUUGCACUGCCUCUCGAAUGACUCUAUGGCCAGAGAGGCAGCUUCAUUUUUGAGAAAAUGCAGGGAAAGAGGCUAUCUGCCUGAUACCUCUGUUUUUAACAUCACAAUGACUUGUUUGAUAAAGAAACUGAAUGUUGAGGAGACUUGUGAAAUAGUGGAUAGUUAUAUGGAAUUAGGUUUAAAUCUAUCUUUUCAAACUUAUCUUAUCCUAAUUGAAACUUUGUUCAAAGGGGGAAAAGAGAGAGAAGGAAGUCAGUAUUUGAUGCAGAUGUUUCAAGCUGGAUUACUAUCCAAUGUGAACUCGUACAAUAUGGUAAUUGAUUGCUUGCUGAAAGCUAGGAUGGCUGAAGAGGCACUAAAUAUGUUCUUAGGGAUGCAACAAGGAGGCAUUAUACCAAACCUUACUACUUUCAAUACAUUAAUUGAUGGGUGUUUUAAAACUGGAAAAACAGACAGGGCUUGUGAACUCUUGUUGACCCUCUUACAGCAUGGAUUUAAACCAGAUAUUUUCACUUUUAGUACAGUAAUUGAUGGUCUCUGUCGGGUGAACAAGAUUAAAGAUGCAUUUGAUUGUUUUGCGGAAAUGAAGGAGUGGGGGGUUAAUCCUAAUUCCGUGACAUACAACAUAUUGAUUCGCUCUUUAUGCAUUGUUGGGGAUAUUUCUCGUUCCAUUGCAUUGUUUAAAAAGAUGCAAGCUGAUGGAAUAAGCCCAGAUGCUUACUCAUUCAAUGCUUUGAUUCAAAGCUUUUGCAAAAUGAAUAAGAUUGAAAAGGCAAAAAAUUUGUUUGUUUCCAUGCUUGCUUUAGGGCUGGCUCCAGACAAUGUCACUUAUAGUGCGCUAACUAAAUCUAUGUGUGAUACUGGUAAAUCUCAUGAGGUGUUGGACAUUUUAAUGUCAAUGGAAGCUAAUGGAUGUGUUCUAGAUUCUUGUACCUGUAAUUUACUUGUUGAUACCCUUGUAAAAUUGGGUCAGUUCAAAGAAGCCCAGGAAGUUGUCAGUAAAUGCAACCAGUGGGGUGUAUCAAUGAAGUCUGUCUCAAUUUUGUGAACCUUGAGCUGAAGUUCUGUUCUGGGCCUUCUAGCAUUUGAGCUGCCUCAAAGGAGGUUUAUUCCCAAAGCAUAUGCUGUGUGUUCCCCAUUUACUGCUUACUUGGCUGCAUCAGAGAUGGCUAUUAUGCAACAAUAAAGACUGCUUGGUCUAGGAGCUAUACACUGUGGAGCACCUAUGGCUUCAGAGAUUGAGAGGUGUGGCCGUGUGAGAAGGACUAUUGUCCCCCUCGGAGGAAGUGACAGUUGUGGGAGAAGUAUAACAGGUGAAGGUCUAUAGUGCUCAAGUUACUAAAAUGCUCCUGAAAGGGACACAGCUUAAUGGAAGUGUUUUAAUUUAAGGAUGCAUUGUGAGGCACAUCUUUCUCUGGAAUGGAUGACCUUAGAGAUGCAGCAUGCAGUCCAAGCAGAUGCACAUGGAAAACCAUGAAAAAUUCACUUUCCGCUGCAGACACGGUCACACAACACCAAUAGAGAAUGGAGGCAAGACUGCAAGAGUGACUUGUCCUAUGCUGUGCUGCUGGAGAAGAUGAUUACGAACCACAAAUUGGAUCUCUAGGUGGGAAUCCUGGCGAGGGUGCAGAAGGCCAUGGUCAUGAAGGGUAUGAUGAGGGUCGCGGUCAUGAAGGGGGUGAUGAAGACCAUGGGUCGAG
Molecule: messenger RNA, 3222 nt
Organism: Chenopodium quinoa (quinoa)
Lineage: Eukaryota; Viridiplantae; Streptophyta; Magnoliopsida; Caryophyllales; Amaranthaceae
Product: putative pentatricopeptide repeat-containing protein At3g16890, mitochondrial
Exons: 3
Coding region: 450-2570 (706 amino acids)
Molecular function (GO): protein binding
Source: RefSeq, a predicted model, not a curated record